Molecule: messenger RNA, 939 nt
Organism: Lodderomyces margitis
Lineage: Eukaryota; Fungi; Ascomycota; Pichiomycetes; Serinales; Debaryomycetaceae
Exons: 1
Coding region: 1-939 (312 amino acids)
Source: RefSeq, a predicted model, not a curated record
AUGUCUGACACAGAAUCAAAGCCAUCUGACAAUGCAGAACAACCAGAAUUGAGCAAGGAGCAAAGGUUGGAGGCUGCUCGUAAGAAAUUUGAAGAUAUGAAAAAGAAAAAGAAGAAAGACAAGAAGAAGAAGACAAAGGCAGGUGAUGAAAACAAAGACAAUGGCGAUGUCAGCGAGAGCAAGGAGAGCACACCACAAGCAGAUGUCAAUAAUGAGCCAAAAUUACUUGACUCGGGUGAGGCAGGUGACAAAGAAAGUAACGACAAAACAGUUGAGGAACAGAAGGACCAAGAGGAGAAAAGUGAUACACUUACCAAAGAUCAUAAAAGUGGAAAGUCAGAGGAUGAGCUUGUUGUGGAAGAAAGAAUAGAGGAAGGUAUUCAGACUACAUCAAAGGCACUAAAUGAGGAGAAGGAAAGUACAUCUUUGGAGGCGAACAAAGAUGCGACUACCACGCAAGACAAAGUUGACGACAAAGAAACAAGUGCACCGAAAGCUCAGGAUUCUAAAUCAUCGCAUGAUUUGGAUUCAAUCAAAUCAGACUCACUGGUGAUCGAUGAGUUGCAAAAGACAAUCGAGGAUCAAAAGACGACGAUCAAUGCCUUACGCAAAGAAGUCAAAGAUCUCAAGCUCUCGAGGAUGGAUCUUGAAGAUACAAUUACCGACUUAAAGGCGGAAAAUGAGCAGUUGAAAAAGCAAGCAACAAUAGCGCCAUCUUCAACGCAAGCUCCAACUUCGUCUACGUCUGUUUACAGCGGAUCAACUUACCAACCGGCAAAACCACUAUUCACAACUAACGACUAUGCAUCGGCUUCGCAACAGAAUUUGAGCAAAUUUAGUUCGAUUGAAGAUUUUAGAGAGAAGUUGAUGAUUUGGAAAGGCUGGCAAGUUGAUAUGAGAAGCUGGAGCAGCCCCAACUCAACCAAAGCAGCAUUUUAA